GAGUGAGAGAGAAAAAGAGAGAGAGGGAGAGGGAGAGGGAGAGAGAGGCAGAGGGAGAGCUGAGGAAAGAAAAAAAGGCAAGACUUGGCACAGCUCAGUCAAAUCAGCUUCUUUUGUCUGCUUUCUCGGCUUGAGCUUCAGGAAAGAAAAUCGUCCUGGGGUACAGAAAAACUCAGAACUUUUUGGUUUUCAAACUUAGAAGGCUUUUUAAGUCUCUUGGGCUAUUUGAAAGUGUUGGUACAUUCAAUGACGUUUGGUUACCAGUAUUUAGGGAAAUAAAAGCCUUUUUCAAAAUGAAGCUUCCACAGUGUCCAUGCAUUUGGGAAAUACUGUACUUGAUUUUUUGCAUGUAUGAUUAUACCAUGAGAGACAGGAUUAAUAUAGAAGAUGGCAAGGCAAAUUUCUAAUUAGAGGGAAUAUUAAUUUUCUACAAAAUAAAGUUUGUUCAUCAAUACAAACCUGCUUUCAAAUCAAAUCAGACAUCCUUCGGAAUGUGUUCAGAACCCAAACAUCAUGUCAAUGGCAACAGAACAGUUGAACCUUUCCCAGAGGGAACACAGAUGGCUUUAUUUGGAAUGGGCUGUUUCUGGGGAGCUGAGAGGAAAUUCUGGACCCUGAAAGGAGUAUAUUCAACUCAAGUUGGUUAUGCGGGAGGCUACACUUCCAACCCUACUUACCAAGAAGUCUGCUCAGGAAAAACUGGCCACGCAGAAGUCGUCCGAGUGGUGUACCAGCCGGAGCGCAUCAGCUUCGAGGAGCUGCUCAAGGUCUUCUGGGAGAACCAUGACCCGACCCAAGGCAUGCGCCAAGGCAAUGACCACGGCUCUCAGUACCGCUCAGCCAUCUAUCCGCCCUCGGCCGUGCACAUGGAGGCCGCCCUGCGGUCCAGGGAAGACUACCAGAAGGUCCUGUCAGAGAAUGGUUAUGGCCAGAUCACGACCGACAUCCGGGAGGGACAGGCUUUCUACUAUGCAGAGGAUUACCACCAGCAGUACCUGAGCAAGAACCCCGAUGGCUACUGUGGCCUCGGGGGCACUGGGGUGUCCUGUCCGCUGGGGAUUAAAAAGUAAUAUCUCCCCAUGUGGUGGGCCCUUGAGGUCACAGCAGAAACGCUUCCAACAAAUUGGGCAGUUCUUUUGAGGUUCACGUCGCUGGCUUUUUGAAGUGCACGAAGCACAAAGGCCCUGGUGGAAAUCUGGUUUAUUGAGGUGUAAUUUACACACAGCGCCAUGGCAAGUUGAUAACAUGUAAUUUAUUUCCUAAUCAGGUGUGGUGGGAGUGGAGCUGUGAAGUUCUGUGGAUCAUCUGGGGUCUGAAUGAGGAUAAUGAAUAUGCUGUAUUCACUGUUCUCGUGCCUGGGUGCCUGCCGUAGAAGCCAGGGGAGGAAGGAGGAGAGGGGGGCUGGAUGGGGCAUGCUGGAAAUCCUUCAUCCAAGCCCUGCCCACCUCACACACCCUGUGCCCUCCAGUGCCUUAAAAUCCCCCCAAAUUUAUAGCCUCAAUGAAUCAUUCACUGAAAUGCUUUGCUCUCUGAUCCUGCACAUGUGUAAGGGGCUUUCUCUCGCUCUUUGGCCCUCCUGUGGCAGAGAAAACGUGAGUUAGCUUGAUGAAUUCUAGCACGUUGCUUACAGCUAUGAGAAAUGCUUGUUCUAAUAAAAGACUACAGUCUAAUAAUACAAA
Messenger RNA from Miniopterus natalensis, 1679 nucleotides. NCBI's taxonomy places the organism in Eukaryota, Metazoa, Chordata, Mammalia, Chiroptera, Miniopteridae. The record is from RefSeq and is a predicted model, not a curated record.